This is a messenger RNA of Colletotrichum truncatum, 12384 nucleotides long. RefSeq names its product hybrid NRPS/NKS cluster containing protein. Gene Ontology annotation, biological process: secondary metabolite biosynthetic process; fatty acid biosynthetic process. NCBI's taxonomy places the organism in Eukaryota, Fungi, Ascomycota, Sordariomycetes, Glomerellales, Glomerellaceae. Gene Ontology annotation, molecular function: 3-oxoacyl-[acyl-carrier-protein] synthase activity; fatty acid synthase activity. The record is from RefSeq and is a predicted model, not a curated record.
AUGCCGACCACACACGAGCCUAUUGCCAUUAUUGGCACCGGCUGCCGCUUUCCAGGUGAUUGCAACAAUCCAUCCAAGCUAUGGGAGUUGCUCCGCCAUCCCUGCGAUCUACUGAAGGAGAUCCCUGAAGAUCGUUUUAGCGUUGAUGGCUUUUACCAUCCCGAUAACUCUCACCAUGGGACAAGCAACGUACGCCACUCCUACUUUCUUGAAGAUGACUUGCGCCUCUUCGACGCGCAGUUCUUCGGUAUUAAGGCCACGGAAGCAAAUUCCGUCGACCCGCAGCAGCGCUUGCUCAUGGAAACUGUCUACGAGAGCCUGGAAGCGGCUGGACUCUCGGUGCAACAGCUGCAAGGCUCCGACACAGCCGUUUAUGUCGGUGUGAUGAGCGCCGAUUUCACUGACAUGAUUGGGCGUGAUGUGGAAACAUUCCCAACAUAUUUCGCUACAGGAACGGCACGGAGCAUCCUGAGUAACCGUCUUUCUUACUUCUUCGACUGGCAUGGUCCCUCGAUGACUAUCGAUACCGCCUGUUCGUCAAGUUUAAUUGCUAUGCAUCAAGCCGUACAAACGCUUCGAUCAGGGCAAUCAUCUGUCGCUAUCGUCGCUGGGUCCAACUUGAUUCUUGGACCUGAGCAGUACAUUGCGGAGAGCAAACUUCAGAUGCUUUCACCGACGGGCCGAAGCCGCAUGUGGGAUGCGGAAGCAGAUGGUUAUGCCCGUGGUGAAGGCGUUGCAGCGGUAGUCUUGAAGCCUUUGAGCCAAGCAAUUGCCGAUGGAGACCACAUUGAGUGCGUGAUCCGUGAGACUGGUGUAAACCAAGAUGGAAAGACGCCUGGAAUCACAAUGCCAAGUGCGACAGCCCAGGCAUCCUUGAUUCGAUCUACAUACGCCAGGGCCGGUCUAGACAUCAGUAAGCCAAGUGACAGACCCCAGUUCUUCGAAGCGCACGGUACAGGCACACCGGCUGGCGAUCCUGUCGAGGCUGAGGCUAUACACAAUGCCUUUUUUGGUGAAAGUGCAAACUUCCAUCCGCAAAGUCCUGAAGACAAACUAGUCGUUGGUUCAAUCAAAACAGUUGUUGGCCAUACGGAGGGCACAGCCGGAUUGGCUGCCGUUAUCAAGGCCUCGCUUGCACUGCAAUCCGGGGAAUUGCCGCCGAAUCGCUUGUUCAAUGAAUUGAACCCCAAGAUCAAACCCUUCUACCGAAAUCUUCAAAUACUUACUACUGCACAGAAAUGGCCGAGGCUGGCAGAACGCGGCGUGCGAAGAGUAAGCGUCAACAGCUUCGGAUUCGGUGGAGCCAACUGUCAUGCUAUCCUUGAGAGCGCCGAUAGUUACAAGGUUACGGAAGACAAGUCGCAUGGUACCGAAAGCAUUGGCAGCUUGUCUCCGUACUUGUUCUCAGCUGCAUCCGACAAUGCGCUUCUAUCAGCUCUUGAACGUAUGCGAAGCUACCUGGAGGCUAUGCCGAGCGACACAAGUGUUGAUCUACGAAAUCUUGCUUGGACGCUGUACACUCGUCGCACGACUUUUUCACAUCGCACGUUUGUGACAGCAUCUAAAAGUGUCAAAGAGCUCACUCAAAAAUUGGAUGAGUCCAUUCAGACUUUUCGCCAGUCUUCAGACUCAUUCUUGUCGAAAACGAGACCAUCCAACACGCCAUUGCGGAUCCUUGGCGUUUUUACUGGGCAAGGUGCACAGUGGCCACGCAUGGGAGCUGAACUGAUUGAAGACUCUCCUAUGGCAGAUCGUAUAAUCCAACGGCUCAACGAUAGUCUUCAGUCUCUUCCCCUACAGGAUCGGCCACCAUGGUCACUGCGUGAUGAGCUACUCGCUCCGCCUGAAUCUUCCAUGGUCGGCAGCCCCUCCCUGUCACAGCCCCUUUGCACUGCAGUGCAAAUAAUGCUUGUUGACCUCUUGAAAGCAGCCGGCGUCCAAUUAUCAGCCGUUGUAGGUCAUUCCUCCGGUGAAAUGGGUGCUGCAUAUGCUUCAGGGUAUCUCUCUGCAGAGGACGCAGUACGUGUGGCUUACUACCGGGGCUUGCACUUGAAAUCAGUCCAGCAGAAAGGGUCGAUGCUUGCCGUAGGAACCUCUUAUGAGGAUGCUAUGGAGCUGUGCUCUCUUCCUGCCUUUGAAGGGCGUGUGUUUGUUGCUGCAGUCAACUCAUCGUCCAGCGUGACGUUGUCUGGCGACAGUGAUGCGAUUGACGAAGUAAAGGUCAUCCUGGACGAGGAGAAGAAGUUCAAUCGUAUUCUAAGAACAUCUUGUGCAUACCACUCUCCUCACAUGCAGCCCUGCGCUGAGCCGUACGUACGUUCCCUUGAACAAUGUGGGAUAAAGUUGCAGCCCAGCCGUGCCAGUGCAGACUGCCGGUGGGUAUCCAGUGUUUUUGGAUGUAACAUUUCCGACAUUCCGUCCUCUGAAAGCAUUGGUGGCUCCUACUGGGCUUCCAACUUGACUAGACCAGUGAGGUUCACUGACGCCUUGAGCGCCCUCUAUCAAUCUGUUCAAGAUGGGGACAUUGGCACAUUUGAUAUGGCAAUUGAGAUCGGGCCUCACCCGGCUCUCAAAGGCCCUGCAACCCAAACAGUCCAAGAGUGCCAAAAUGGUCAGUCGAUUCCAUAUACAGGAGUUCUCGAACGUGGCAAGCAUAGCACUGAGGCCAUCUCAAAGUCGCUGGGCUACAUUUGGAAAACAUUUGGCGAGGGUGUAAUCGAUUUCGCUCAAUAUGAUCGUUUCGUUACGAACACGCAGCCAUCCUAUCAAAUGAUCAAGGGCCUUCCAACAUACUCUUGGGACCAUAGCCGAAAGUUUUGGCAUGAGUCGCGUUUGUCGAAGGCUUUCCGUACUCGAAAGGAUCCUCCACACGAGCUCCUUGGGCGUCAAGUACUGGACGGAACACCUAGCCACAUGCGAUGGCGCAACAUCUUGUCGCGUAAAGAGAUCUCCUGGCUUGACGGACACCAGGUCCAAGGCCAAACUGUUUUCCCAUGCGCCGGUUACGUUUCCGCAUGCGUAGAAGCAUGCAUGCGCGUUUGCGCUGAUUACGGGCCCGUCCAGUCCAUUGAGCUCCGUGAUUUCAAUGUUGGGCACGCCAUGGUCUUUAACGACGAUGCGGGCAUAGAUGCGCUCAUCACGCUGAACGAUAUUAAUCGAUCAGAAGAACACGGGAAAAAGACAUUGACUGCUCAAUUCGCAUUCCAAUCAGCUCCUAAAAAUGAUACACUCGACAUGGUACAGCAUGCAGACUGUCAGGUUCUCGUUGUACUCGGCGAAGACAUCCCAAAUCUUCUUCCACCCAAGGCACCCGAUGACUCGGAGUAUGCACUCUUAGACGUGGAGCAUGAUCGAUUUUACAACGCACUUGGCGAUCUAGGCUUCGGCUACGAUGGUCCGUUUCGAUCUCUUAGGAAACUGAAAAGAAAGCUGGGCUCUGCUCAAGGCUUCAUACAGACCCCGGUUCCCAUCACUCAAAAUCAGCUUUCACCACUGCUCAUUCACCCAGCAACGCUAGACUGCGCUAUUCAGUCCAUCAUGCUGGCAUUUUGCUAUCCAGGCGACAGUAUGCUGCGCUCAAUCUAUCUUCCUACCAACAUCAGGCGGCUUGUUGUAAACCCUUCACACUGCCUCGACUUUGCCGGGAAGUCCUGCCAUGUGCUGUUCGACUCCACUGCAGUAGUGGACACGGCAAAAAGCCUUUCUGGUGACGCAAACAUCUACUCUCCCCAAGGAUUCAAUUGUAAAGCCAUUCAACUGGAGGGCCUUCAGACACGGCCGCUAUCAAAUGAAGGCGAGUCCGGCGACCUGAAUAUUUUCACUGAGUUGGUAUGGAACGUCGACAAGCCUGACAGCGAAAUUAUCAUGGCACAGGUUCCAGUUCAGGAGCCCGAUGCCGACCUUCUCUUUUCUUUAGAGCGCGUUGCAUACUUUUAUCUCCGCCAACUUGGUAACACUUUCCACCCUUCGAAACGUGAUGCUCUGGAGUGGCAUUUUAAAAGGCUGCUCGCGUACGUCGAUCACGUACUUCCCAGAGUGUCUCGUGGAGCAAGUCGCUUUGCCCGGAAGGAAUGGGCCAAUGAUACUGAAGGGGUUAUCACGGAAAUAUAUAACAGAUAUCCACAGAAUGCUGAUCUAAGACUUAUGCGCGCAGUUGGGGAAAACAUCAUUGCCGUUGUUCGAGGAGAAACCACCAUGCUUGAACCGAUGGUUCAAGACAACAAGCUGAACGACUUCUACGUCCAUGCUGAAGGCAUGCCUCAGUAUACUGCGUAUCUUGCUGCAUUCGCUAGUCAAAUCGGGCAUCGAUAUCCCCAUAUGAAUGUACUGGAGAUCGGAGCUGGGACAGGUGGUGCGACCAAGUCGUUCCUCAGAGAACUUGGGGAUCAGUUUGCAACCUAUACAUUUACUGACAUAUCAAGUGGGUUCUUCCAGAAGGCAUCAAGCGUCUUUGCUCGCUACAGCUCAAAAAUGAACUUCCGAGUCCUUGACAUUGAAGCAGACAUCAAGACUCAGGGCUUUGCUAAGGGAUCUUUCGACGUGAUUAUCGCAUCUUUGGUCCUUCAUGCUACUAGGGACUUAACCAAGACGUUGCACAAUGUUCGAGAGCUGCUCAAGCCAGGUGGCUACUUACUUCUCCUUGAGAUUACCGACAACGAACAGAUGAGAUUCGGCCUGCUUUUUGGCGGGCUUCCAGGAUGGUGGCUCGGGUAUGAUGAUGGGCGUGCUUUAUCACCUUGCAUCGGCCUUACUGAAUGGGAACGCCUACUCAAAGAGACCGGCUUCUCAGGUAUCGACACUGCCAUGCCGCACAACGAACGACUACCAGUCCCGCUCUCAGUAAUCGUAUCGCAAGCUGUAGAUGAUCGAAUCGAACUUCUGCGGCAACCUUUGCAUCACACAACCCAAAAUGCCCUAAUUCCCCGUCUGGCGAUCGUGGGGGCCGGACACAGGAGUGCUGCACUGGCUUUGGGCAUUCAAAAAGUUCUCACGCCUCACUGUGGUGAUAUAAAAAUCAUCGGCUCAUUACAACAAAUUCGAGAAAACGACUUGAAUGUUGGCGGCAGUGUCCUGUGCCUCUCAGACCUAGACGAGCCUAUAAUGAAGUCAUUGGAUCAGUCCAAGCUUCGAGGCUUCCAGGAAAUAUUCAAACAGUCCACUAAUGUGCUUUGGGUCACUUCGGGGGCUCGAGAGGGAAACCCAUUCUCCAGGAUGGUCGUCGGAUUUGGCAGGACUAUCGUCCUGGAAAUGGUGCACCUGCGCCUCCAGUUCCUUGACAUGAACAGCACUGCAGUUCCCGAACCACUAAGGAUUGCCGAGGCUUUGAUUCGUUUCUUGACGCCAGAGACAUGGAGUGAGAAGCCUGAUUCACUGUUACAUUCUGUCGAGCCUGAGCUGUCUAUAUGUCCAAACGGCAAAGUUCUCGUGCCUAGGUUUAAACUCAAUAAGCAUCAGAACGACCGGUACAACUCUAAACGCCGCACUAUCAAACAUCCAGUUGAUGUCUCAAAAUCUAUUCUGGAACUAUGUUACAGUAAAGAAGGCAACUCAUAUGAGCUUGCAGAGUUGAGCUCAGAUAACAAUGUGCCAGUCUGGUUUGCUGAAGACCAUUUGUCAGAGAUUGAGGUCAACUACUCAAUGAAUCUUUCCGUACGGACACAGGGAGACUGUUACCUUUUCCCAAUCUCCGGAGAGCACAAAGCAACUGGUAGAACCGUCUUGGCACUAUCUCCCAAAUUAUCCUCCAGGGUGAUGAUCCCAGACUCGUUUGUUCUGUAUGAGCUCAAUUUAUCAACAGAGAAGCAACAUGAGAUUCUACAUUCUUUCUACUUAACCCUGAUUGGGCAGGCAGCCCUGAGCGAUAUUUCAGCCGGCGCUCAUGUCAUUCUUCUACAGGCCGGAAAUCGGUUUGCUCAACUUGUGGACAGGUUGGCAACUGACAAAGCCGCCACGAUGAUGUGUCUUUCAGACCAACUCGACACCAAAUGGGACUAUGUUCAUCCGAAGACACCUGGGUCAGCGAUUCGGAACCUGAUAACACUGAAAUCUCCCGGUCUGGAGACUCUGGUUCUUGACAUGGGCAAGGAUAGUUAUAUCACCACUGCGGUAGCCGAAAGUCUACCGAAGAAGGAUUGUCCCAUUAUUCGGAAAGCGGAUCUUGUUAGAUCAACGGGAUAUCUGCCCAGGAAAGAUUUAAGACAGAACAUCCGAGCUGCUUUGAACGAUUUCAAAUAUGCGCUUCAGCAGCAAACAGUUGCAGAAAACACCGCCGAGACUAUUGAGCCAGUGCCACCGAUUCACCAGUUGGAGGAGUUAGUGAGUAAUGCAGAUGUUGAGAAACGCGCUGACCACGAGAUUAUUGUGUCAUGGAGAUCGAAGUUGACUGCAGUUGAUGUGCCUACACACAGUGUCGACACCAAAGUGCGAUUCAGAAGCGACAAGACAUACUGGCUCGUAGGGCUCACUGGGGGUCUUGGUCUGUCGCUGUGUGAAUGGAUGGCACGGCAAGGCGCUGGUCACAUUGCUAUAACCAGUCGAAGCCCAAAGGUCCAUGAGAGUUUCAUAGAGAAGAUGAAGCUCAGGGGAGUUACUAUCGAGGUCAUUGCCGCUGAUGUUUGUAACCGAGAUUCUCUUCGCAAGGCACACAACGACAUUACGCAAAAGCUACCUCCCAUUGCGGGUGUUGCACAAGGCGCUAUGGUCCUCCAUGACACUAUGUUCGUUGACCUUGACGUCGAACGUAUCAACAAAGUUAUGCGACCUAAAGUCGAAGGCAGCAUGUACUUGGAAGAGAUCUUCCAAAAUACUCAUCUUGAGUUCUUUGUCUUCUUCUCCUCUAUGGCCUGUGUCACUGGUAAUCCGGGCCAGUCGGCCUAUGCGGCAGCUAACAUGUUCAUGUCAGGCCUCGCGGCUGAACGUAGACGUCGGGGCUUGAAUGCAUCUGCCGUUCACAUUGGUGCCAUCUUUGGCAAUGGCUACGUCACCCGAGAGCUGACUCUAGCCCAACAGCAGUUCUUGAAAAAGGUGGGAAAUCUGUGGCUUUCUGAACAAGACUUUCAUUGUCUUUUUGCCGAAGCUGUCUAUGCCGGACAAUCGCAACGGGAAUCGAAUGCCGAGCUCUCUACCGGCCUUAUGAUGAUCGAAGACAACGAAGAGUUCCAGAAAAAUAUUACUUGGUUCAGAAACCCCAUGUUUCAACACUGCGUAAGAAACGUUCAGACGACACAACUAACGGAAAACACUGCGAAAGGCCGUCACGGUGUUCAAGUCAAAGCUCAGCUACAGGAAGCAGUCACGCCAGAUGACGUUCGUGAUAUCAUCCAUGAAGCGUUUACUCUCAAACUCCAAUCGAGUUUGCAAAUUGAUGAGAGCAGGCCUAUUGGAGAUCUAACAGCAGACACCCUUGGUAUUGACUCCCUGGUGGCUGUCGAUAUCCGCUCCUGGUUCAUCAAAGAGCUCCAAGUUGAAAUUCCGGUCCUUAAUAUUCUUAGCGGGGCAACAAUGGGCGACAUUCUUGCGCGGGCGCAAGAGUUACUACCAAAAGAACUGACGCCAAACUUCAACCCGGAUGGGAAGUCAUCGCUGAAGCUUAUCAAAACCCAACACAAAAGUCCUGCCACUGCAAUGACCACACCCUCGCCAGACGUUACUGAAAUUGCAAGUGAUCGGUCUCGAGGACACGCGAAGGAUAGUGCUGAGGAAAGCGCUCCGCGUUUGCCUAAGACAUUUGAUAACAAAACUGCGGUAACUCGUCCGCCAGUUGUUACACAAGGGCCUCAACUAUCUUUCGCAAAUGGAUCGCGCUCGCCAACUGCCACAUCAACAGAAUCUGGGAUUAUCUUCUCCCCUGCCGAUACGAAUUCCAGUACAACAUCUUUUGGUCAAGUUGAUGCCACAAUGGCAGACUUUUCGGAGUCUAAGCCAGGCUUUUCUCCAACUUCAUGGUCGGAGAUUGACGAGCAUGAGGCAGAGUCCAGAGGGUCAGAACCGAUAGCAGAGCCGUCCACCAUGAGCAUUACCACGUGCCUCGAGAAAAACGAUGCUAUCAUUCGAUCCACAGGAGCCGUAACUAAAAGAAUGCCCAUUUCAUUUGCACAGUCUCGGUUUUGGUUCCUAGAACAAUUCCUCGAAGCACCUGCUUCUGCUCUCAAUGUCACCUUAUCAAUCGACCUUGACGGUCCUUUGCAGAUCGGCAAACUUGAAAGGGCAGUGUUAUCCGUUGGCCAGCGCCACGAGGCCCUUCGCACAAGAUUUUCUGUCGAAAACUCUACUGCAGGUGUGAUGCAAGAGGUUUUAGCAUCCUCAUGCUUAGCUUUGGAGACAUACGACACUAGUACUGAGACCGAAGAAAAGGAUUGGCACAAACUUCUUUCUCAACACAAAUACAGAUUAUCUGAGGGCGAGAAUAUGCGAAUAAUUCUUCUCAAAAGAUCAUCAACAUCCUUUCGACUUAUCAUAGGUUACCAUCAUAUCAACAUGGAUGGCGUUAGUCUUGAAGUUGUCCUUCGUGAGCUGCAGCUUAUUUACAGCUCCCAGAGCCCCCCAAGCAUUCAGGAUAUUAUGCAAUAUCCUGACUUUACUGAGCAACAACGUCUUGAAUACCAAUCUGGGAAGUGGGAGAAUGACCUCGCCUUCUGGAAGAAGGAGUUUGGGAACCAGGCGCCCCCAGUCAUUCCACUUCUUCCAUUAGCUAGGUCUCAGGCGCGGAAGCCGCUCACCUCCUAUUCGAGCAACUUCGCAGAUUUCUAUAUUAGCAAGACAGUAGUCUCAAGUAUUGAGUCAACGUGCAGCAGGCUCAAGCUGAAGCCAUUUCACUUCCACCUCGCCAUUUUCUACACUCUCCUGACGCGGCUGCUGGAUGUAGAAGAAGUCUGCAUUGGCACUACAUCAGCAAAUCGUCAAUUGCCGACCACAGUGCAAAGCGUUGGCAUGUAUUUGAACCUUCUGCCUCUUCUCUUCAAGUCUCAGCCGUCUCAAACCUUUGCAAGCGCCAUGCAACUGGUUCGAGAUAAGUCCUUGGCUGCGUUUUCUCAUUCAACGGUACCUUUCGAUGUCAUAGUCAGCGAACUGGGCGCCGCAAGAACGACUUCACACAGUCCGAUGUUUCAAGUCUCUUUCAAUUAUCGACCUGGUGUGUCGGAAAGACGGAACUUCUGCGACUGUCGGAGUAAAGUCGCGGAAUUUAACCAAGGUCAGACAGCGUACGAUCUGACAUUGGACGUCAUUGAUAACCCUGGUGACGAGUGUCGGAUCAUCCUUGGGGGCCAAUCAGCUCUUUAUGGCAAUUCAGAAAUGCAAAGCCUGAAAGACAUGUAUAUGAACCUUCUGAACACCUUUUCCAGCAACCCAGGCACACGUCUGAGCACACCGUCGCUCUAUAAUAUUGAUGACAUAAAAUCUUCUGUCAUCCUUGGGAGAGGGGCUUUCCAACAGCUUGAAUGGCCAGAAACAUUGGUUCACCGUAUCGAUAACAUGUCUGAGCGUUACGGAGACAAAAUCGCGAUCCGAGAUGCUUAUGGAGGGUCUCUCACUUAUUCGCAAAUGACCAAGAGGGUGAACCUUAUCAGUGAGUCAAUCAACCGAUAUCAGGCCAAUCCCGUCAAGCCUGGUACUAAGAUAGGGGUAUUCCUCGAACCGAGCAUGGAUUGGAUUUGUUCCCUUCUGGCUAUUCUACGCCUUGGAGCCGUUUACAUACCCCUCGAGACUAACCUAGGUUUGGAUCGCCUCUCACUAAAUGUUGGCGACUGCAAGCCUGAUUUGCUUCUUGUGAAUGCAUAUACGAAAGUGCAAGCAAAACAUUUUGAACCAUUGUUGCAGCCACAGCAGAUGUUCGAUAUUGGUAACGCUAGUGCACUUGCCAAUGAAAACAAAAUACCCGUUGUAGCCAAAUCAAGCCAUAUCGCGGCUAUACUGUAUACCAGUGGCUCGACAGGAGUUCCAAAAGGCAUCGUUAUGAAGCACGACUCGUUUCGGAACAAUCUUGAGAUUAUGACAAGUAAAGUCUUUUACCGCGAAGGGAAAGAAGUUACUCUGCAACAAAGCUCUUUCAGCUUCGAUAUGUCUCUCUGUCAGACUUUCUUGGCUCUUUGCAACGGUGGCACGCUCUACGUAGUGCCACGAAAUCUAAGAGGCGACCCACUGGCUAUAUCAUCAAUUAUUGCCAAUGAGGGCAUCACCUUCACGACAGCCACUCCGUCUGAACUCAUCAGUUGGAUUCAAUACGGUGAUUCCGUUUCCCUAAGAAAUUCAGCUUGGAGGGUAGCCCAAAGCGGUGGGGAACCGGUGAGGCCCGGAUUGCUGCAAAGCUUCUGCGAAUUGGACAAGCCAGAUCUACAUUUGAUCGACUGUUACGGGCCAACAGAAAUCACGUUUUGCUGUCUCAGUCGAGACGUCGACUACAGGGGUGAACUCACAUCCAGCAUUACUGGCUCUGAGGCGAAGGGCUUGCAAAUUUGGCCCAACUAUUCCAUGUACAUCCUCGACGCCAACCAGAAGCCGGUGCCUGCUGGCGUGUCCGGCGAGGUUGCCAUAGGUGGCUCAGGUGUUGUAUCGGGCUACCUGCACAGCGAGCUAAAUGUCAAUGGCUUCAGAAAAGAUACAUGGGCCUCUCAAAACUUUGUCGAAAACGGCUGGACGCAGUUUCAUCGCACCGGAGAUAUUGGUCGGCUGAAUUCAGCCGACGGAACAUUGGCCCUGGGUUCAAGGAUUGCAGGAGAUGCCCAAGCCAAGUUGCGAGGACUUCGCAUAGAUCUUUGCGAGAUCGAAACAGCUAUUUUGAAAGCUGCCGAGGGUGCGAUUUCCGACACUGCCGUCACAAUUCGUGAGGGCAAGACACAGGGGCUUGAAUACCUAGUUGCCUUCGGCGUUCCAACCACCUCUCAGGCUACGGAUGAUUUCAGUCGCAUCCUUGAUCGACUUCCACUGCCGCAAUACAUGCGCCCAGCUGUGUUGAUGCCUAUAGAAAAAUUACCCACAAAUUCCUCCGGCAAGAUUGAUAGGUUCGCACUCAAAUCAAUCUCGCUUACUCAAAUUCCAAGUUUGUCCAAAAAACCUAACAAUGAGCAACUAAACAAAGUCCAGUCACAGCUAUUGGAGCUAUGGAAGCAGGUCAUCUCGCCUGAAAUUCUCUCCAAUUAUAGUUUACACGCAGACUCGGAUUUCCUCCACGUCGGCGGCAGCUCCAUGCUCAUGGUGCAGCUGCGCGCUAAGGUGGAAGAGACCUUCAAAACUAAGGUGUCUCUUUUCAAUUUGUUCGAGGCGAGCACACUCCGUGGCAUGGCAGCACUUCUUACAGAGGACACUAGCAUGGCGGAUCCGUCAGAUGGUGGCCGCUCUGAUGGCAAGUCUCGUGAAAGUAUUGACUGGGACACGGAAACCGCCGUACCACGCAGCUUGAUAGGUAUGCGUACAUCGCGGAGAUCCUUUGCGAAUCCUAGCGUGGUGGUGCUCACUGGAUCAACCGGUUUCCUCGGCAAAGCACUUCUCAAACGACUCUUGGAAGACAGUAUCGUGCAAAAGAUUCACUGCUUGGCCAUUCGAAGUGAUCUUAAGAGUCUUCCUAAAGAUCUUUUCGAAUCGCCAAAGGUUGUUCUCCACCAAGGAGACCUUGGCCUGCCGCAUUUUGGACUGUCAGAAGAGACCGUAUCAAAAAUCUUCUCAGAGGCCCAUGCCGUAAUUCACAACGGCGCCGAUGUCUCAUUCAUGAAGUCUUAUGCGACUUUGAAGCCUGUAAACGUGGACUCGACGAAGGAGCUGGUACGACUCAGUUUGCCUAACCAAAUUUCCUUCCAUUAUAUAUCGAGUGCCAGUGUCGUCCAGCUUACGGGGCAAGAGAGAUGGGAUCAACAGUCAGUGAAAGAAUACCCUCCAUCUGCUUCAAACGUAGAUGGCUAUAUUGCCACCAAGUGGGCAUGCGAGAGGUAUCUCGAGAAAAUUAGCGAUCAGUGCACACUACCAAUCUGGAUACAUCGGCCAUCAUCCAUCUCGGGAACCGAAGCACCCACCCUGGAUCUCAUGUCUAAUCUGCUACGCUUCGCAAGGCGUACUAAGGCAAUUCCAGAUACAAGCGCUUGGAAGGGUUCACUCGACUUCAUUUCCGUAGAACGUGCAGCUAUGCAAAUCGUCGAUGAGGUCUAUGAGGACUAUUCUUGGCCCGGUAACGUCAGGUAUCUUUACGAAUCUGGUGAAGAAAUCUUUCCGCUAGCAAAUCUACGAGAUAUUUUGGGUCGCGAGACCGGGAGUAAGAUUGAGGAGCUGCCCAUGGAGCAGUGGAUAGCGCAAGCAGAGGCGCAGGGCAUGAGUCCGCUGCUAGGCGAUUAUUUGCGUGGUGUUUCCGAUAGGUCUCUCGUUUUCACAAUUCUGGAGAAGCAGGAAACAUGGCUGUAA